AUGCGUACGUUUACAAAUUUAACCUUCCUAGGAACAAGACACAGAACUCCACAAACAGAAUUAUUAGAAUUAGCAGAUCGAAUAAAUAAAUCACCAAAAUCUCAAUAUGAUUAUUAUUUUCGAGUCGAUUAUUCAAUAAAACAACUUCUAUGUCAACCAAUAAGUACAUUUAAUACAAGUUUAUCUAUUGCAUCAGUUCAAGAACAAACAAAUGUAAAAAUUAAUCAAUUAUUAAUGCAAGAAAUAAAAAUCGAUAUUAUUUAUUUUAAUGUAUUAUCGAAAAAUACUAAGCGAAAUUCAGCAUCUAAAUCAAUUUGUAAUUGUAUUAUUGAAUUACAUAUUGGUUUUAAUUUUUCUAAGAAUUGUGAUAGUACAUGUCAAUCGAUAGAGAUUCAACGUUUAACAUCUAAAACACAACCAUUUGGUAGUCCAGCACGUCCAUUGAGUAUACUUACUUUAUAUUCUUCUAAUUCUUUGAAAUCAAAUGCUGAAUUUUUUAUUCAACAUUUUUAUAUUCAUCGUAGUUCGAAAUAUUAUCAUAAAUCAGUUUAUAUUCAAUCAUUUUAUGAUAAUCGUUAUAUAUCUGCAUUCAUACUUGAUGCGGAUGUUGAACAAACAUCAAUAACAAUGACAGAAAUUGAUCGAAGUUUAUUUUUAAUACGUGAUGGUUUAGAACAAAAUACAUAUGAAACAAAUUCAACAGAUAUAUUUAUAUCAUUUUCAUCAUAUUCAGAAAAUAAUAUAUAUUUACGUCAUGUCAAUGGACGAGUUACAUUAGCAAAAAAUAAUCAAUUAACUUUAUUUAAACAAGAUGCAACAUUUAAAUUAAUUAUGAAUGAAGAAAAAAAUAUGGUUGCAUUUGAAUCAAUAAAUAUUCCGGAAUAUUAUAUAGCGGUUGAUCCUGAUUCGAAAACAGCAUUAAUUUUAGAAAAAUCUGAGAAAAAAGUAUUAACAAUUAAUGAUUUAAAUGAAAAAUUUUUAUUUAAAUUUAAUUUUUAA
This is a messenger RNA of Adineta steineri, 999 nucleotides long. Lineage: Eukaryota; Metazoa; Rotifera; Eurotatoria; Adinetida; Adinetidae. The record is from the annotation of a GenBank genome assembly.